Messenger RNA from Pseudonaja textilis, 320 nucleotides. NCBI's taxonomy places the organism in Eukaryota, Metazoa, Chordata, Lepidosauria, Squamata, Elapidae. The record is from RefSeq and is a predicted model, not a curated record.
GAUGCCUUGGUGUCGCGGGGGGAUGACGUAGCGGCCCCCGCCGUUGCCUGGUGAUGGGGUCCGAGCAGAGCGCCGAGGCUGAGGGCCGCCCUCACGACCCUGCGACAGCAUCUCCUUCACCAGCCAAGCAACGAGCUAAAAUGGAUGAUAUUGUGGUGGUGGCCCAAGGGACUCAGGCAUCACGGAAUGUCAGCAGUGACCCAGAUGUCAUAAAACUACAAGAAAUCCCCACUUUCCAACCUCUGUUGAAAGGUGGCACUGUUUCCCACCUCUCUGAUGCAUAGCAGUUCUGUUGGAGAACUUCAAAAAUAAAAAACAAC